Molecule: messenger RNA, 5053 nt
Organism: Sarcophilus harrisii (Tasmanian devil)
Lineage: Eukaryota; Metazoa; Chordata; Mammalia; Dasyuromorphia; Dasyuridae
Gene: MSL1
Product: MSL complex subunit 1
Exons: 9
Coding region: 701-2599 (632 amino acids)
Cellular component (GO): MSL complex
Source: RefSeq, a predicted model, not a curated record
CGCGCCCUGAAUGGCGGCUUCGGCCCCUUUCACAAUAGCGCCCCCUCCUCUCGCCUCCUUUUUCCCUCCCUCCCGCUGCCCUCCCGGGCGCAUGCGCCCUGCGCUCGGCGGCAGCGGUGGCUCCGGCUCCGGGAGACUCCGUUUUUUUUAAAGGGAAACGCGAAGGCACCGGGGGCGGUGAAGGGGGUGGGGACCCCCAGGCAGUGGAGACCCUCGGGGGGGAGGGAGGCAGCGGCGACGACCAACCCCACCAAGCGGCGGGCCCACCCCGCACCCCCCUCCUGAGGAGGGGGGGGCCAUGGAGGCGCGGGGCGGCUGAGGCGAGCUCCAGGGCGGGGGGCCGGGGCCGGGCGGCGGCAGCAGCGGCGGCGGACUCUGGGGAUGAGCCCGGGGGCGGCCGGGUGCGGGCUCCCGCCUCCCAGGCGCAGGCGGAGGCGGCAGCGGCAGAGGCAGCAACAGCGGCGGCGGGGCCCCCAUGGGCGGGCGGCGCGCCCCAGCCGCGGCCUCGACUUCUCCUCACGGGGGCGGGAUGGCGCCCCGGCCCGGGGGGAGCAGCGCUAGCCGAGGCCCGGGGCCGCGCCGCUGAGUCCAGCGUCGCGCUAGCCGAGCCCAGCCCGCCCAGCGCUCCAGCUCCCGUUCCCACCUGCCCUCGCCCCCCAGCGCAGCCCAGCCCAGCCCGCGCCCUCCGCCCCGGGCCACCAUGACCAUGAGAUCGGCCGUGUUCAAGGCGGCCGCGGCGCCCGCCGGCGGCAACCCCGAGCAGCAGCAGCGGCUGGACUACGAGCGGGCGGCGGCGCUGGGCGGGCCCGAAGAGGAGCCCGGACCGCCCGAAGCCCAGUUUCUCUCUCGCCACCGUAAGCUCAAAGAGUCCGGGCCGCCCGUGGCCUCCUCGCAGGGGGGAAGCCCGGUUCCUUCCCCGGUCGGAGGCGGCGGCGGCGGCGGCGGCGGCGGCGGCGGAGGAGGAGGAGGAAGCGGCGGCGGCAAGGGCCGGAGUUUGGUGCUGCCGGCCGGGGCGGCCCCGGGGCAGCAGGAGGAGAGUUGGGGCGGCUCCGUGCCCCUGCCGUGCCCGCCCCCCGCCACCAAGCAAGCCGGGGUCGGGGGGGAGCCGGCCGCGGCCGGGGCGGGCUGUAGUCCCCGCCCCAAGUACCAAGCGGUGCUGCCCGGCCAGACGGGCUCCCAGGUGGCGGUGGCCGCGGACAAGGGCGGGGCCACCCCUCCCGCCGCCACCGCCUCGGACUCGGCGGGACCCCCGCCGCUCCCUCCGGCCGGGCCGCCGCCCCUGCCACCCGCCGCCGCCACCGUCACCGCCGCCGCCGCCGCAGGAACCCUGGCGGCCUCGGAGGGGCGAUGGAAGAGCGUGAGGAAAAGCCCCCUCGGGGGCGGCGGCGGCUCGGGUGCCAGCAGCCAGGCCGCCUGCCUCAAGCAGAUCCUCCUGCUGCAGCUGGACCUCAUCGAGCAGCAGCAGCAGCAGCUGCAGGCCAAGGAGAAGGAGAUCGAGGAGCUCAAGACCGAGAGGGAUUCGCUCCUUGCUCGGAUUGAACGUAUGGAAAGACGGAUGCAGCUGGUGAAGAAGGAUAACGAGAAAGAGAGGCACAGGCUGCUUCAAGGCUAUGAGACUGAAGACCGGGAGGAGCCUGAACUAUCUGAGAAGAUUGAGCUGGAGUGCCAGACUGAACUUUCAGAGACGUCUCAGGCCCUGCCAUCGAAACCUUUCUCAUGUGGACGGAGUGGGAAGGGACACAAAAGGAAAUCCUCAUUCGGAAGUGCUGAGAGAAAGACUCCAGUUAAAAAGCUGGCUGCUGAAUUUUCAAAAGUCAAAACAAAAACUCCUAAGCACUCUCCUGUUAAAGAGGAACCGUGUGGCUCCUUACCUGAAACUGUGUGUAGACGUGAACUGAGGAGCCAAGAGACUCCAGAAAAAUCCCGAUCUUCAGUGGACACCCCCUCUAAACUCUCUGUCCCCCAGAAGGCACCCAGCACUCACCCCAAGGAGAAAGGCUUCACAAGCGAGCUAGAAGAAUUGCCGUACCUUUCCACCACAGAAAUGUACUUGUGUCGUUGGCACCAGCCUCCCCCAUCACCGUUACCAUUACGGGAACCCUCUCCAAAGAAGGAGGAGACUGUAGCAAGAUGUCUGAUGCCAUCAAGUGUUGCAGGAGAAACUUCAGUCUUGGCUGUUCCUUCUUGGAGGGACCACACUGUAGAGCCUCUGAGAGAUCCAAAUCCUUCAGAGCUCUUGGAGAACCUGGAUGACAGUGUGUUUUCCAAGCGGCAUGCGAAAUUGGAGCUGGAUGAGAAGAGAAGGAAAAGAUGGGAUAUUCAGAGGAUCAGGGAACAAAGAAUUUUACAGCGACUGCAGCUCAGAAUGUAUAAAAAGAAAGGAAUUCAGGAAUCUGAGCCUGAGGUUACCUCAUUUUUCCCUGAGCCAGAUGAUGUUGAAAGUUUGCUGAUUACCCCCUUCUUGCCUGUUGUAGCAUUUGGACGACCAUUACCAAAAUUGACCCCACAGAAUUUUGAGCUGCCCUGGUUGGAUGAGCGCAGUCGCUGCAGGCUGGAGAUCCAGAAAAAGCAGACACCUCACAGGACGUGUAGGAAAUAACUGUGCUGGCAAGAGACCUUUAUCUUCAGAUGGUUGUAGCCUGCCAUUCCCAGAGAAUGGCUGAGACCUGUAUAUGUGACCCAGUUACCCAAACCUGUGUUCUCCUAUCUAUUAUCACUCACUGAUAAUGCCCUUACAUGCUUCGAGUUAAGGUGUUUUUGUUUUUGUCAUUCUGUUUUCACAAAAACUCCUUUGUUGAGCUAAUUUGGGGGAAUGGGAUUUUGUUUGUUCUUGCCCAUUUUAUUUUGGGGAAUGAGUUCUUGAGUUAAAUCUGCAAGGCCCUCUCUGGCUGGAAGCUUCAAAGGGUCCUGUAUUUGAUUUUUAGUGGUCACUAGGUAUAGAUUCUUGGUGAGCCAAACUUUGCCUAAAAAAGAUGUAUAUUAGUAUUCUGUGGCAUUGGGCACGGUGGUGUUGGUCCACCCUAAAAUGGCUCAACGUUAGCUUAAUGGCCAAAUGAAGAGUGGAGAAUAAGAUGAUGAUAGACCCUCCUCAUGGAGUGGAAAGAGGUCUGAGGAGCCAGUGGGCUUAUUAGACAAGGAUCCUUUUAAAUCAUUCUGUGAUUUAUCCUCAUAGGAAUGGGCGAGGGGAAGUUUAGUUAUGGUUAUUUUCUUGGUUAGCAAAUUGAGUCCCAUUCCAUUUCCCUCUUCCUUCCCUUCUCUCAGUCCUCCUCAAAAGCCUUUGUAUCUUGUGAGUGGUAAAGAGAACGGGCUCUUAAUUUACUAGCCCACCCUACCCUCAUGGUGUAACCCAAUAAAACCCGGUAGCCUGAAUAACAUGGCAUUUGAGAUGUCCGUGUGUCAAAUCACUUCUGAAGUAUUUCUUAUUGAGACUCUUGUCCUUUUAGUUUGGUGGCGGGUAAAGAUCUGGGGGGUGGGGGGGGAAGAGGAAAUGCUUCUAUGUACUUCAUUUGGCUGACAAAUAUGUCUGCAUAUUGAUGUACUUGAUAGAAUAUUCUUUGUGAAAAUAGAAUUCUACACGCACAAUAUUGGUUCCUUUUUUUCCAUUUUGUUUUAAGUGUUUCAGGGUAGCACUCCCAGACAACUGUGUAAGAGACCUGUAUUAGCUGGAGGGGAGAUAGAGCCAAGGCUUCAGCUAUAGGAAUUGCAUUUUGUUUUAGCCUUCAGGACUCUUGUGAGAAUUGAGUUUCUAGUCUCUAUGCAGUGAAGGGAAAAGGACUUGGAUCCUUAAAGGAAAUUUGCUGUACCUAAAACCAUAAGCACUUUUAGGGGAGAAGUCAAAAUAGAGGGUGUGGCUAGCCCCUUAUGGAAAUAGAAUAGGACACCAGUGUCAGAAGGAAGAGGAGAAAAGUUUACUUCUUACACUGUUUUAUCUUAUGAGGUGUUGGUGUGUAUUCCUUGGGUUUGAAUCUUCAAAAGGAUUCUCCCAGCAACACAUACAGUAUUCAUGGAAGAUCUUAGAACUUUUUUUUUUUUUUUUUGUGGGGUUAGAGUGAGCUAUGGUUUUUCAUUAACUCCUCCUGCCAAGGAAAAUGAUCUUACAACUGACCCUAAUAGUCAGGUUAAUGCAGCAAGGUGAUAGAAGGAAAAUAGGACUCCUUCUCCUAGCUGCCUUCAGCUAACACCUUAAAAAUUCAGGAGGAGAUGUCCAGAAAAAUCAGACCAGAUUGUUUUUUAUGUACUUUUUCUUUGCUUUCCUCAGUCUCUAUCCCAGGCUUUUUGGUGUUCCUUAUCUCACCUGGGGUACUAAUGCAUCACCAUUUCCUGACGUUGGAAAAGGAAGACUAGCCAAUGCCUCUGCUUUCUUCUUCACUGUUUCUCCCUGGCUUCUGUCGUUUGUUAUUUUGCUGAGACUCUUCCUACGGGGCCUGCUUCAGCUGCUGGCUGAAGCGAGUUUGACCUUCAGCUUGUGUCCUACCCAAGGCAUUUGUCAGGAUUCUGAAUUCUAGCUAGUAUCUGAGGAAUCUCUGAGGUGCUGUCUGACCAGGCAGAAGCUGCUCCUGUGCCCAUGAUUCUCCCUGCCCUGCAGAGGUCUUGUUGUAUCUUGCUCCACUGGCAGGCAGGCUUCUGCAGUUGUUUUCAUGCUCACACAUCCAGGUUUCCUGAGAAAAAGGGUCAGAGUAGGCUAGCAAAGUACCAAAAGUUAAAUUGACAAUGGGUGUUUAUUAGAGUGUGGGGAAAAAUUAGUCUUAUUUCUCCCUAUAUGGGAUACAACACUGUGAAAUUCAAUCUUCAACUGAAGGCCCUGCAAUUCUUUCCUAUAACAUAGUUCUUUGUUCUUAAUAUCUUGCUUUAACCAAGUUUAAGCUAGUGUUAAUAAAUUAAAAAGAAAAGCAACUUGUCUGUCCACUUAUGCUUUUUUUGUUUUACACCCAUUUCACACAUUGUUGUCUGUGUUGUAAUUCAUACUUUUGAUACCAUUUCUGAUGUGUAAAAUUGGUUGUCUUGUAAAUAUCUUAUAAAAAUUCAAUUGUAAAUAAACUAUUGUGGCUGUUAA